AUUAUAAUUACGCAGCUUAGUGAGAGGAGGAGGGGGUGUCUUCGGUACACAUUGGUCGUCCUUUCUUACCUCUAUCUGAAUCCUCCUUCACAUUUUCCUUAACUCCACAGGUUUUCUAUCGAGUGCAAGGUUUAUUUAGUAGCCUGAUGGCAGCUGUCAGUAAGACAUUUGAACAUGUGAAAGCGACCAUCUUAGCAGCUCAUGAAGGCACCACAUCAGGAGUAAAGGUCAACUUCUACAACUCCUGGGCAGAGACCUAUGAUCAGGAUCUGGCUCUUCUGGACUACCGUGCACCAAGUCUGGCAGUAAACAGCAUCUCAUCCCAUUUCAGCGGUGAUCGGGAAGCAGCUGUAGUGUUGGAUGUGGCCUGUGGCACAGGACUGGUGGCCAAACAGAUGAAGAGACAUGGAUUUGGACAUUUUGUGGGGAUUGAUGGAAGCGAGGCUAUGCUGAUGUUGGCCAGAGAGAGCGGGUUAUACCAGGACCUGAAGCAGUCCAUGCUGGGAGAGAGGCCACUCCCGGUCCAGAAGGGUUUGUUUGAUGUGGUUGUGAUCGUUGGAGCACUAAGUGUUGGUCAGGUCCCGGUUGGUGUCGUCAGAGAGUUGUGCAAGUCCGCCAAACCAGGUGGCCACGUUUGCAUGACAACCAGAAGUAACCAUACCAACAUGGAAUACAAAGCCGCCCUGGAGCGUGAGCUGAAGCAGAUGGAGGCCGAAGGGCUCUGGACUUGUGUAGAGGUCGCUGAGGUGGAGGACUGGGAGAGAGGGGUGUCAGAGGAGGAUGUCGGCUACAUAUCUGGUGCUGUGUACCUCUAUAAGAAACUACAACUAUAGCACAUUGCACAACAACGAAGAUGUGACAUCACACCGAAGGUGUACACUAUCUUGUGGCUGUGCAGUAAAUUCCUCCUAAUAGAAAAUUAUUGUAUAAACAUGA
Messenger RNA from Anarrhichthys ocellatus (wolf-eel), 936 nucleotides. RefSeq names its product methyltransferase like 27 (gene mettl27). Lineage: Eukaryota; Metazoa; Chordata; Actinopteri; Perciformes; Anarhichadidae. The transcript is spliced from 6 exons. The record is from RefSeq and is a predicted model, not a curated record. Gene Ontology annotation, molecular function: S-adenosylmethionine-dependent methyltransferase activity. Bases 147 to 833 code for a protein of 228 amino acids.